This is a messenger RNA of Meloidogyne enterolobii, 439 nucleotides long. The record is from the annotation of a GenBank genome assembly. NCBI's taxonomy places the organism in Eukaryota, Metazoa, Nematoda, Chromadorea, Rhabditida, Meloidogynidae.
UUUUUCCUGUCCCUAUUUUUCAUUUUUAGCAGCUUCAACUUCCCAAGUUACCGAAAAACAAAUAAAUAAAGAAAUUGUUGAGUUAAUUGAAAAGAUAACAGAAAAACCCUCGUUGUUUUAUGAAUUGGUAGAAAAAGCGGAGUUUGUAGGAAUAUUCUCUUCAAAGAUGGAAGGAAGUGAUGUGAGGAAAAUAUUUACAAAAACAAUUAUGGAUAAAUUAUCAGAAAAAGAAAAUAAUGAAUUAUGGAGCUUGAUAUGGGGAAUACUAGAAAAGUAUGAUAAAAUAUUAAAAAUGCUAGCGGGUUUUUGGAAUGAUAAAUGUAAAAUUGAUAAUGAAAAUAAGCAAAAACUUGGUCAUAAAAAUAUGGAAAAUCCAAAGGUUUUGCCAAAAAUUCAUAAAGAUGAUAAGCAUAAAGAAAAAGAACAUGAAGGUAAUUAA